CGCUCAUUUUCAAAUGCAAGUAGAAGUAGACUAUCUCUAUGGCUGUGUUUUUGGCGACUCAAGCUACAGUAUUUAAAGGCUUUCUGGAGCCCAAGACCACCAUCAGACGAAUACCAUGGCUACGAACGCCGCGAUAGAAGAUUUCGAUGUAGCGUCACCCCGUCGAAGAAAACACUCCAGCUACUCCGAGCCCAGUAUCACAGCCAGCAGCAGCAGCAGCAGCAGCAGCGAUGGGUACUACAGCCUGGGUUAGUGCUUGGUGUUCCUGACGUUUUCUCCAGACGGACGCUACCAGUAUGGCAGUCGAGGGGAGGGAAGAUCAGAACAGUAGGGCUGAAAAGUUGGAGUCACAAACCGAUAGGGAUGCCCUUUCAAAGCAGCAGGAAGAAGUCAAUUCAUUUCCUCCUGAUGCAUAAUGAUGAGCAUACAUGGUACUGUACACUUCCUUCUCAUAUUUCAAGUUGGUCAAGAUUGCAGCUGCUGCAUUCUUUGGAGCUUACUGCUAAUGAGCCUGACCUUGAUGAGGCUGUGAAGAAAAUCACUGAAAACCAUGGUUACAUCUCUGUGGUUACUUCUGACAAAAGGACUCUAGCAUCAUUUAAACAAUAGAAAUUUUAUCUUAUGCUCUUUACUGUAUCAUUGCUCUUUGUAUCUCAUGCUCUUUUACUGUUAAAUAUUUUUGUCACUUCAACAGUAAGAGCAGUGGCGCUACUGCAACAACCGAACAGCGCUCUAAAGCACCAACCGCGUGUUGUCGAACACCCUAUGAAAUGUUUAUGAACACCCCAAAGGGUGUAUUGUAGCAUCAAUAGAAAGGCUAAAUAGCACUCUUAUGGGUGUACAUUGCCCCAGAAAGGGUGUUCCUGUACACUCUUAUGGGUGUACAUUGCCCCAGAAAGGGUGUUCCUGUACACUCUUAUGGGUGUACAUUGCCCCAGAAAGGGUGUUCCUGUACACUCUUAUGGGUGUACAUUACCCCAGAAAGGGUGUUCCUGUACACUCUUAUGGGUGUACAUUACCCCAGAAAGGGUGU
Molecule: messenger RNA, 1033 nt
Organism: Geodia barretti
Lineage: Eukaryota; Metazoa; Porifera; Demospongiae; Tetractinellida; Geodiidae
Source: the annotation of a GenBank genome assembly